AUGAUGCAAGCCCAGCUGCAUUGCUUGUGUCUCCUUAUACUGUAUUUGACAACUGGAUAUAGCCAACAGGGGAAGUUUAGUGGACCCCUGGAACCCAAGACAUUUUCUAUUUUUGAAGGCCAAGAAGCAAGUCAAGUCAUAUUCCAGUUUAAGGCCAGUCCUCCUGCUGUGACUUUCAAACUAACUGGAGAGACAGAUGGCAUAUUUCAGAUACAACCAGAUGGACUUCUAUAUCAUAACAGAGCCUUGGAUAGAGAAACAAGAGCUGUUCACAAACUCCAGGUCUCAGCCCUGGAUGCUCAAGGAACUAUAGUGGAGGGCCCAGUUCCCAUCACCAUAGAAGUGAAGGACAUCAAUGACAAUCGACCCACAUUUCUCCAGAAAAAGUAUGAAGGCUCAGUAAGACAGAAUUCUCGCCCAGGAAAGCCCUUCAUGUAUGUCAAUGCUACAGACCUGGAUGAUCCAGCCACUCCCAAUGGUCAGCUUAUUUAUGAAAUUGUCAUUCAGCUUCCCAAGAUCAACAACAUCAUGUACUUCCAGAUCAACAACAAAACCGGGGCGAUUUCACUUACCCUAGAAGGAUCUCGGGCACUGGAUCCAAGUAAGAAUGUUAACUACAAUCUGGUGGUCUCAGUGAAGGACAUGGGAGGCCAGAAUGAGAAUUCUUUCAGUGACACCACAUCUGUGGAUAUUAUGGUGAAGGAGAAUAUUUGGAAAGCACCAGAACUUGUGGAGAUCGUAGAAAACUCAACUGAACCUCACCCCAUCAAAAUCACUCAGGUGCAGUGGAAUGAGCCAGGUGCACAGUACUUCUUAGUUGACAAGGAGAAGCUGCCAAGAUUCCCAUUUUCAGUUGACCAGGAAGGAGGUAUUUAUGUGACUCAGCCCUUGGACCGAGAAGAAAAGGAUUCGUAUGUUUUUUAUGCUGUGGCAAAGGAUGAAGUUGGACAAGUGCUUUCAUUCCCACUGGAAAUCCGUGUGAAAGUUAAAGACAUUAAUGAUAACCCACCUACAUGUCCAUCUGCAGUGACCGUAUUUGAGGUCCAGGAGAAUGAAAAUAUAGGGAGCAAUAUAGGGACUUUUAUUGCCCAUGACGAUGAUGAAGAAAACACUGCCAACAGUGUUUUAGUAUACAGAAUUGUGGAUCAAAUCCCCACAUUUCCCAAGGAAGGACUUUUCCUGGUCCAAACCUACUCAGGAGUGUUCCAGUUAGCUGAGCAGUCCUUGAAGAAGCGAGACACUCCUCAGUACAACCUGACAGUAGAGGUGGCUGACAAAGAUUUCAAAACCCUCUGUCAUGUGCAGAUCCAUGUUAUUGAUAUCAAUGACCAGAUCCCCAUCUUUGAAAAAUCAGAUUAUGGAAACCUAACCCUUGCUGAAGACACAGUCGUUGGGUCCACCAUCUUAACCAUCCAGGCCACAGAUGCUGAUGAGCCAUUUACUGGGAGUUCUAAAAUCCUGUAUCGUAUUAUACAGGGAGACAGUGACAGGCGACUGGGGGUUGACACAGAUCCCCAAACCAAUGCUGGAUAUGUUAUAAUUAAAAAGCCUCUUGAUUUUGAAACAACAGCCAUUCACGAUAUUGUGUUCCAAGCGGAAAAUCCUGAGCCUCUGGUGUCUGGUGUAAAUUACAACGCCAACUCUUCUGCCAAGUUCAGACUUAUUGUGACAGAUGUGAAUGAAGUACCCAAAUUUUCCGAGCAUGUAUACCAAGCAAAAGUCAGUGAAGAUGUGGCUAUAGGCACUAAAGUGGGCAAUGUUACUGCCAGGGAUCCGGAAAAUCUGGAUAUAAGUUAUUCCCUGAGAGACAAUGGCAGAGGCUGGCUUAAAAUUGACCCCGUCAUGGGUGAAAUCUCUACUGUGGCUCGGCUCGACAGGGAAGCUGAGAGUGUGUAUCGGGUGCAAGUGGUGGCCACUGAAAUAGGUGGCUCCUCCCUGAGCUCCGUAGCCAGUUUCCACCUGACCCUCUUGGAUGUGAACGACAACCCCCCCCGGCUAGCCAAGGACAACUCAGGCUUGUUUCUGUGCCAUCCCCUCCAAACAACCGGAAGUGUCGUUUUCGAGGCCACUGAUGAUGACCAGCAGUCAUUUCGGGGUCCACAGUUUGAAUUUUCUCUUGGCAGUGAAAUCUUACAAAAGAACUGGCAAGUUUCCAAAAUCAAUGGAACUCAUGCCAAACUUUCCACCAGGCACACGAACUUUGAGGAGAGAGUUUACAACGUCCCAAUCCACAUCAAUGAUGGUGGUCGGCCACCUUUGAUAGGAAUAGUCUCUUUACCGGUUACUUUCUGCAAGUGUGUGGAAGGAAGCUGUUUCCGGCCAGCAGGUCACCAGCCUGGAAUGCCCACCGUGGGCAUGGCAGUUGGUAUACUCCUGACCACCCUUUUGGUUAUUGGUAUAAUUUUAGCAGUUGUGUUUAUCCGAAUAAAGAAGAAUGAAGGCAAAGAUAAUGUCGGAAGUGCUCAGGCAUCUGAAGCCCAACCUCUGAAAAACUGAAUUUGAAAAGGAAUGCUUGAGUUUAUGUACUGAGUGCUAUUUCAGUAACACAGCCACUUAAUCCCAUAAUUUUACUUUUUUAUCCAGCAUGUGCACUAUAAUUUUUUACAGAUAUACCC
Messenger RNA from Callorhinus ursinus (northern fur seal), 2615 nucleotides. RefSeq names its product cadherin 17 (gene CDH17). NCBI's taxonomy places the organism in Eukaryota, Metazoa, Chordata, Mammalia, Carnivora, Otariidae. Gene Ontology annotation, molecular function: beta-catenin binding; cadherin binding; calcium ion binding. The record is from RefSeq and is a predicted model, not a curated record. Gene Ontology annotation, cellular component: catenin complex; plasma membrane; adherens junction. Gene Ontology annotation, biological process: calcium-dependent cell-cell adhesion; multicellular organism development; homophilic cell-cell adhesion.